This is a messenger RNA of Grus americana (Whooping crane), 5925 nucleotides long. RefSeq names its product myosin binding protein C3 (gene MYBPC3). Gene Ontology annotation, molecular function: protein binding. The coding region runs from base 163 to 3975 and encodes 1270 amino acids. The record is from RefSeq and is a predicted model, not a curated record. The transcript is spliced from 33 exons. Lineage: Eukaryota; Metazoa; Chordata; Aves; Gruiformes; Gruidae.
GCUGUAGUUGACGACAGUGGGGGAUCAAGGGGGAGGAGCAGGAUGGGGGCUUCCACUGAGUAUUUCUUUAGGGGGUCUCAGAAGCCCUGCAGUCUCAUUCCUGUUUAGCUCGGACCCUGCUUUUUAGAUACAACUGGGAGCUUCAUCAGAAACAAAGUGAAGAUGCCAGAGCCUGCAAAGAAAACAGUUUCUGCAUUUACCAAGAAGCCGAAGACAACAGAGGUGACAGCCGGAAGCACAGCUGUGUUUGAAGCAGAGACAGAAAAAGCUGGCAUCAAGGUGAAGUGGCAGCGAGCUGGCACAGAAAUUACUGAAAGUGAGAAAUAUAUCAUCAAGGCAGAAGGAAACAAGCAUUCACUGACAAUUAAUAACAUAGGAAAAGAAGAUGAUGUGACAUAUGCUGUAAUAGCUGGAAGUUCUAAGGUCAAAUUUGAACUCAAGGUCAAGGAACCAGAAAAGAGUGAGACAGUCACUCCUGCUGAAGCUGCUCCAGCCCCAGCUGCCUCAGAGUCACCUGCUCCACCAGUAGAAAGCAGCCAAAACACAGAAGCUGCAUCUGCUGGGACUCAACCAAAAGAGCCUCUGGACCCUAUUGGGCUCUUUGUGACACGACCCCAGGAUGGAGAAGUUACUGUUGGUGGAAACAUCACGUUCACUGCCAUAGUGGCAGGUGAGAGCCUGCUGAAGAAGCCGUCAGUGAAAUGGUUCAAAGGAAAGUGGAUGGACCUGGGAAGCAAAGUGGGGAAACAUCUCCAGCUACAUGACAAUUAUGAUCGAAAUAAUAAGGUGUACACCUUUGAAAUGGAAAUCAUAGAAGCAAACAUGACUUUUGCAGGAGGGUACAGAUGUGAGGUGUCUACCAAGGACAAGUUUGAUAGUUCGAAUUUCAACCUGACAGUCAAUGAAGCACCAAUAACUGGAGACUUAGAUAUUCGCGCUGCCUUCCGACGCACGAGCCUGGCAGGAGGGGGGAGACGGAUGACUUCAGCCUUUCUCAGUACCGAGGGACAUGAAGAAGGUGGAGAGUUUAAUUUUAGUGCCUUACUGAAAAAGAGCAGCUUCUUGCGCUCAGUAAAUCGAGGUGAAGCAAAAUCUGAAUCACAAUCUGAUGUUGAUGUCUGGGAAAUCCUGAGGAAAGCUCCUCCUUCCGAAUACGAGAAAAUCGCUUUUCAGUAUGGUAUCACAGACUUGCGUGGGAUGCUGAAACGCCUCAAACGCAUAAAGAAGGAAGAGAAAAAAAGUACAGCAUUCCUCAAGAAACUGGAUCCAGCUUACCAAGUGGACAAAGGGCAAAAGAUUAAAUUAAUGGUCGAAGUUGCCAAUCCAGAUGCGGAUGUGAAAUGGCUGAAGAAUGGACAGGAGAUCCAAGUGAGCGGCAGCAAAUAUAUUUUUGAGGCUGUUGGGAAUAAGAGAAUAUUGACCAUAAACCACUGCUCUCUGGCCGACGAUGCAGCAUAUGAAUGUGUGGUAGGGGAGGAGAAGAGCUUCACAGAAUUAUUUGUAAAAGAACCUCCAAUCCUGAUCACUCACCCACUGGAGGACCAGAUGGUGAUGGUUGGAGAGAGAGUGGAGUUUGAGUGUGAAGUGUCUGAGGAAGGAGCUACUGUGAAAUGGGAAAAGGAUGGAAUUGAGCUGACACGGGAAGAAACAUUCAAGUACCGAUUCAAGAAAGAUGGAAAAAAACAGUAUCUAAUUAUUAAUGAGUCAACCAAGGAGGAUAGUGGACACUACACCGUGAAGACCAAUGGCGGGGUAUCAGUCGCUGAAUUGAUUGUACAAGAGAAAAAGCUGGAAGUUUAUCAGAGCAUUGCAGACCUGACAGUGAAGGCACGUGACCAGGCAGUCUUCAAGUGUGAAGUUUCCGAUGAAAAUGUGAAAGGAAUCUGGUUGAAAAAUGGAAAGGAGGUGGUCCCAGAUGAAAGGAUAAAGAUCUCCCAUAUUGGCAGAAUCCAUAAGCUAACUAUUGAGGAUGUAACACCAGGUGACGAGGCUGAUUAUUCCUUCAUCCCUCAGGGAUUUGCUUACAACCUUUCUGCCAAGCUUCAGUUUUUGGAGGUCAAGAUUGAUUUUGUACCAAGAGAAGAGCCUCCCAAAAUCCACCUUGACUGUCUGGGCCAAUCCCCUGACACUAUUGUCGUGGUGGCUGGGAACAAAUUGAGACUGGAUGUUCCCAUAUCAGGAGAUCCAACACCCACUGUCAUCUGGCAGAAAGUAAACAAGAAAAGCGACCUUGUUCGAAGCAAUGAUGAUUCCAUGACUCCCUCAGAAAACAGCAGUGAUUUAAAUACUGAUAGUAAGCUGCUGUUUGAAUCUGAAGGCAGAGUUCGUGUGGAGAUGCACGAAGACCACUGUGUCUUCAUCAUUGAAGGAGCAGAAAAGGAGGAUGAGGGAGUAUACAGAGUUAUAGUUAAGAAUCCAGUGGGAGAAGAUAAGGCUGAUAUCACAGUCAAAGUUAUUGAUGUUCCUGACCCUCCAGAAGCUCCCAAGAUCAGCAACAUUGGAGAAGAUUACUGUACUGUGCAGUGGCAACCUCCUAAAUACGAUGGUGGGCAACCAGUACUUGGCUAUAUCUUAGAGAGAAAGAAGAAGAAAAGCUAUCGAUGGAUGCGACUGAACUUUGACCUUUUAAAAGACCUAACCUAUGAAGCCAAGCGAAUGAUUGAAGGAGUAGUUUAUGAGAUGCGGAUUUAUGCUGUGAAUUCUAUUGGCAUGUCCCGUCCAAGCCCUGCCUCGCAACCCUUCAUGCCAAUUGCUCCUCCAAGUGAACCAACCCACUUUACAGUGGAAGAUGUUUCUGACAGCACUGUUGCCUUGAAGUGGAGACCCCCUGAGCGGAUUGGAGCUGGGGGAUUAGAUGGUUAUAUUGUGGAAUACCGCAAAGAUGGAUCUACAGAAUGGAUUCCAGCCCUUCCUGGUCUCACUGAGCGCACAUCUGCACUAAUUAAAGACUUGGUCACAGGGGACAAACUUCAUUUCCGUAUAAAGGCUAUAAACUUGGCUGGUGAGAGUGGAGCAGCAAUAAUCAAAGAGCCUGUCACUGUUCAAGAGAUCCUGCAGCGUCCCAAAAUCUGGUUGCCACGUCAUCUCAGACAGACCCUAGUGAAGAAAGUGGGCGAGACAAUCAAUAUUGUGAUCCCUUUUCAGGGUAAACCAAGACCCAAAAUCGUUUGGAUGAAGGAUGGUCAAACUCUAGAUUCCAAAGAUGUGGGAAUUCGGAACAGCAACACAGACACAAUCCUUUUCAUCAGAAAGGCAGAGCUUCAUCACUCAGGAGCAUAUGAAGUCACUCUUCAGAUAGAAAACAUGACUGAUAAAGUUGCAAUAACAAUGCAAAUCAUAGACAAGCCUGGUCCUCCUCAAAAUAUAAAGCUUGUAGAUGUUUGGGGAUUUAAUGCAGCCCUGGAGUGGACACCUCCACAAGAUGAUGGCAAUGCACAGAUCUUGGGCUACACAGUCCAGAAAGCUGACAAAAAGACAAUGGAAUGGUAUACUGUUUUUGAUCACUAUCGUCGCACAAACUGCAUAGUCUCAGACCUGAUUAUGGGAAAUGAGUAUUUUUUCCGAAUCUUCAGUGAAAAUUUGUGCGGAUUGAGUGAAACUGCUGCAACCACCAAAAAACCAGCCUAUAUCCAAAAAACAGGCACCACUUACAAGCCACCUAGUUACAAAGAACAUGACUUCUCUGAACCUCCUAAAUUCACUCAUCCUUUAGCAAACCGUUCUGUGAUUGCAGGAUACAACACCACACUCAGCUGUGCUGUAAGAGGAAUCCCCAAGCCAAAGAUAUUCUGGUACAAAAACAAGAUGGAUCUCUCUGGGGAUGCCAAAUACCGCAUGUUCAGUAAACAAGGUGUGUUGACCCUGGAGAUCCGGAAACCCACUCCAUUUGAUGGCGGCUGUUAUACCUGUAAAGCCGUUAAUGAGUGUGGUGAAGCUGAAAUAGAGUGCAGACUGGACGUCAGAGCUCCUCAGUAAAACUCUGAAUCUCAGUUCAUCUGCAAGUCAAGGUAUGAAUCAAAAUAAUUCAGCUGGAUAACGGAGCAAUGGCUGUUUGAUUAGAUAUAAGAUUAAACAGUCAUUAGAUAUUCACAUUAGAGACUAUGGAAUUUUUAGAAUGCUGGUGGGGGGCGUGUGCUUGUUUUUAUUUCCUAUUUGUUUUUUCAAUAAUCAUAUUAAGAUCACAUUUCUGCAAGGUAAUGGAUUUGGUUUAUUUUAAAGUCAGGAUUUCAUGGGUCUCAACCUUUAAUAUGCUGUGCCACUGUAAAAAUCUGUAAGAAUAACAGAUUAGUUAGUUGACUUUUUUCCUUAACUCACUACAAGCACUCUCUCUAGGAGACUGUUAUUUCUUAAUAUAGAGCUAACUAGCAUCAAUAAUCUGUGUGCAUUACUUUAACCAAGCCAGGAGAGUUAAAAUUACAAUGCAUUUAGAAGUGUAAUGUACAUUUUAGACUUAAAAAAAUGCAAUAGCUAUAAUAAACAAUCAUGUAAUAUAUUUGACAAUAAAUCCUCCCAUUCUCUGUCUCAGCAUUGGAAUUGAAUUUGAAAAGAAGAAAAUUGAAGAAAUUAAUGAAGGAUAAUUUCAAUUACAUUUAGGGGUCCUACUCACCUUAUGAGUCAUUUAAUAUAUGUGUACUAGGAAGCAGCAGUGUCUCGUAGUGUCCUGCUUACUCAGCAUACUUUCAGACAAUAUUUCCUCUUUUCAUACAUCUGUUUUAGUUACAUUGGCCUCAUCUCCAUGUGAAGAAAUUCAGGGAAAUAAAGAUAAAAAUUUCCCCCCAUUACAUAAAUAAGUUAUGUCUGAAAAAACCCAAGUAUUGCAAUUACAUGCAAUCCCAGUCCAUUCCUAAUGUCUGAAAUGAAUAUGAAUUCCCCACUUCUACAGUUCUCUCCAUUUGCUCUUCUUAGCAUUCUGACAUUGUUCAUAAGAAACAAGUAGCUCAGAAUAAUGAAACACUAACAAGUAUUUGUAAUAUUUAAUCAACUUUCAUUAUCCGAAUCUCUGUACAAUAGAAAGUAACUUUCAUUCCUACUGCUUUUACUGUCAGGGCUUGGCUUGAAAGAUCCACUUCUGUGCUCUUGAGCAGAUCUUUGCAGAACCACAUCCAAAACACACCACUUGGGACCCUCUGGCUAAAGCUACUUUCCUGCUUUAGAGAGAAAAUAGUUACUUUGAUAAUUACUCACUACUGGUGUUCUAGCUUUUUAAAAGACACCAGCACAGAAUUCCAGUUAUUAGAUGUUUCUGCAACCAAUCAUAGACAUCAUACUAAUCUACAGAGAUAAUUUUGUACAUCAGACAUCAGUGAAAGAUGUAGCAAGGAAGAUUAUUUACAUGUAAAUAAAAAAUUUCAAAACACAAAGCUUUUGAUGAAUGCAAUAAACUUACUGUCAUCAAAUAUCACUGAAGGCUUUUCAAAGUCUAUGAAUGGUGUGCAUGUAUUUUUGCAGAUAAUUUUGUCUAAUCAAAUGACACUGGAGCAUUUCUGGCUUCUCACCUACUAGUUUGAAUAGUAUUUGGGGUGGGGGUUUUUAGACCUGCAAUAGCCGUUAGUAGUUUCUGGCUGGAAAGUACUUUUUCAUGAUCACAGUACAAGAAAAGGUGGGAAGAUUAGAUUAAUCCAGGAAGCAUUGCCUUUUGGAAGAAUAGACACAAUGGAACUAAAGUAACACUACUCCCCUGCAUUCAAAAUGCCAGUUGAGAUGGGAAAGUAUGUCUGAGACAGUAUGUUAGUUGCACUAAAUGAGCAAAUAUGUCUUCAUAAUAGAAACACUGAUGAUAAUGAAAUGUGUAUUUUGAUUAUUUUAAGAAUAAAAGAAGGGUACUCCUCUAAAACCAAAGUCAACUUAAGCAAGGUUAACAUUUGUCUGUUGCACAUUGUUAUUAUUCAACAAAUAAAUAAAAAAAGAUGGAAAAUAUGCAAACAA